Molecule: messenger RNA, 480 nt
Organism: Colletotrichum truncatum
Lineage: Eukaryota; Fungi; Ascomycota; Sordariomycetes; Glomerellales; Glomerellaceae
Product: NADH-quinone oxidoreductase
Biological process (GO): mitochondrial respiratory chain complex I assembly; aerobic respiration; electron transport coupled proton transport
Molecular function (GO): quinone binding; 4 iron, 4 sulfur cluster binding; NADH dehydrogenase (ubiquinone) activity
Source: RefSeq, a predicted model, not a curated record
AUGGUGUGGCCCUCUGACUCCCUGCGCAGCACUACUCUCGACGCCAUCGCCAACUGGGCUCGCCAGAGCUCGCUCUGGCCCUUGACCUUUGGCCUGGCUUGCUGCGGUGUCGAAAUGAUGCACGUCUCAAUGCCACGCUACGACCAGGACCGUCUGGGCAUCAUCUUCCGCGCUUCUCCUCGCCAGGCAGACGUCAUGAUCGUCGCCGGCACCGUAACGAACAAGAUGGCCCCUGCUGUCCGACAGUGCUACGACCAGAUGCCGGAGCCGAGAUGGGUGAUUAGCAUGGGCAGUUGUGCGAACGGCGGCGGAUACUAUCAUUACAGCUAUUCCGUCGUCAGAGGAGUCGAUAGAAUCAUCCCGGUGGACGUAUAUGUGCCAGGCUGCCCGCCGACCCCUGAGGCUUUACUGCAGGGUGUUUUUACGCUGCAGGCUAAAAUGAGGAGAACAAAGAUCACAAGGAUGUGGUAUCGCAAGUAG